This is a messenger RNA of Lotus japonicus, 726 nucleotides long. Its product is annotated as protein RADIALIS-like 2. Bases 180 to 458 code for a protein of 92 amino acids. Gene Ontology annotation, molecular function: DNA-binding transcription factor activity. Lineage: Eukaryota; Viridiplantae; Streptophyta; Magnoliopsida; Fabales; Fabaceae. The transcript is spliced from 2 exons. The record is from RefSeq and is a predicted model, not a curated record.
GCUCUACCCCCACCUUACACCCUCCACUCCUGCUUAUAAAAGGAGCAGACUUUGCUCCCAUUCUGCACAAAUCAAUCAGCUCUUCCUUGAAGUCUUAUUCUAUAAACUCUUCCAUUCUCUAUUUUGAUUCUCAAAUACCAACUUAUCGUUCCCUCAUUGUUAAUUACUUGUCUUAGAAAAUGGCAUCAAGCUCAAUGUCAUCCUAUGGCUCAUGGAAUGCUAAGGACAAUAAAGCCUUUGAAAGGGCUCUAGCUGUUUAUGACAAGGAAACCCCGGACAGAUGGUACAAUGUUGCUCAAGCUGUUGGUGGGAAGACCCCAGAGGAAGUGAAGAGGCACUAUGAGCUUCUCCUUAGGGAUGUUAGGCACAUUGAAUCAGGGCAUGUUCCAUUCCCAAACUACAAGAACACUGGAGGGUCAGAACAGGAGAAAAGGCUGAAAAACCUGAAGCUUCAUUGACCAACUGGUGUCAGCAACAAAUACUUUCUUAUUUCUGAUAUUCACCAUCUAGCAGAUUUUCUUGAAUCAUGAUGGUAGUAGAACCUGGUGUUACCUAACAUGCAGUGCCAGUGAUUUAGCUUUAGUGAUUUGAUUACCAGUCAUAAGAAUCAUAACUCAUGAUUCCAUGUUGUACUUUCUUGUCUUCGAAGCUACCUUGAAGAAUCAGCAUCUGUUUUAAUUAGUUCACAUUCUUAAUCAAAUAGUAAUUUUAGUUGCUUAUUUAUCA